AGUGGCCGAAACCCCACAUAGAGGAAACGGGUGUACAUACGAGUCAUACCGAGCAUAGCCUGCGUGUCAGGGCAGUCUACUUACAGCUGGCUGUGAGGAGAUCUGGCGCAACCCCUUUGUCCCCCCAAAAAAUCUUUUAUUUUUAUUUUCACUCUCACUAUUGGAAAAGUUUUAAAAGUGUUUUCUCACUUUUAUCCCGGCAGUUAUUUUAUUCUUUGUCGCGUCGGAGCGCAUAACUCUGAUAUAGGCUGUUAGCCCACUCUGAAAAAAGUUAAAGGCUGGGCCUUUAGCUUUAGGACACGAAUUCGUAAGAAUCGGACCGGUCGCACCAUUUCUCCCCCUGCCUCGAUUGAAAGCAAAAAAGCUGGUCUUUUUGCUGGCCCGAUAAAUGCUUCUUACGAAGAUGGACCUGUUGAACUAUCAGUACUUGGACAAAAUGAACAACAACAUCGGCAUACUUUGCUACGAAGGCGAAGCGGCCCUGAGAGGGGAGCCCAGGAUGCAGCCCAUGUCCCUCUCCUCGGCGGUCAGCAACCACCGGACCGGCCCCCCUCCCAUCAGCCCCAGCAAGCGCAAGCACAGCGGGGACCAAGCCCACGACAGCCUGGACUGCAGCAAUGAGCACGUGGCCAAGAUGAGCCGCCUGUUCGCCGCACAGUUAGGUAAGCCAACCAACGGGGACUACCGCAAGGACCCUCGUGAGCGCAGCCGCAGCCCCCCGGAGCGAGUCUCCGUGCCGGCCGUGAGUUUGCACGCCGGGUCCCUGUACGGCCACAUGCCCAGCCUGCCCAUGGACCAGCCCCUCGCACUGACCAAACACAGCCUGGACGCUGCCCGCACGCUCGCCCUCUCCCCCAACGUCAGCCCCAUCGAGCGGCAGCAGAACCGGCCCUCUGUGAUCACCUGUGCCCCGGCGAACAACCGCAACUGUAACCUCUCCCACUGCACUGUCUCCCACAACGGCUGCUCCUCUGGCCUGGCCUCCAGCUACAGGAGACCCUCCAGCUCUAACAGCACGGCCUGUGACCCUGUGAUCGAGGAGCACUUCCGCCGCAGCCUGGGCAAGAACUACAAGGCCGAGGCGGAGCCGGUGACCAACUCGGUGUCCAUCACCGGCUCGGUGGACGACCACUUUGCCAAGGCGCUGGGCGAGACCUGGCUCCAGAUCAAGGCCAAGGGCGGCUCCACGGGCAGCCCCGAGUCCUCCCCCAGCAGCCACAUGCUCAGCCACAGCCACUCCCCCUCCGUCAUCUCCUGAGAAGAGGAGCAGAGCCCGCCCCGCCCCGCCCCGCCCCCUGAACCCUGGAGCCCCCAGCCCAAUGAGCCUUUGCUUCUGACAAAGCACGCGUGCAUGUGUUAGCCCAGAGCUGGACAGCAUUGCUAGUGUAGAGCUGUGUACAUAAGACAGAGGGGAAAACGGAGGUGCUUCAUCUGUCAUUUUUGUAUGUUUUUCUUUUUUUUGUGUGUGUUUUUAUUUUACUUGUCUCUUGCCUUUACUUUUUAUUUCUUUUUAAGUAUGUUUGCCUUCAUUUGCUUGGCAUAUGCAUUGCCCACAGUGUAAAAAAAAAGAAAACAUGCUUGAACCAUUUUGUUUUGAGCUGGGUGUUAGCAGCUUGCAUCUUAAUGACCUGCUUGAGUUACCAAAGAACCUUCUGAUGCAAACCUUUAGUCUGUUGAAGAACAAGCAGUUCUUUCAUGGCACCCCUCCGAAUAUUUGAUCUGGACUUCUGGUUGUCCUGCACCACCUCCCCAUGUGCAGUCCUGUGCACUCUCCACUCUCCCCCUGCUGUGCCUGUGUGUGCUUGAACAAGAAGGACUGGUCUGAUUUGCACUAUUGAUGGAGGGACUGAGAUGACAUGUUGUUGUCAACACGGAGAGUGAUAUUUCAUGUUCAAAAUUUGAUAGGAUUCUUUCCUCCUUUUUGAAGUUUUAUUUCUGUUAAAAAUCAUACCAAACAUUGAGAGUGCCGACUGCCCUGGUUUGGUGGUGCAUCAUCACAGCAGACGUUGCAGGGAAAGGAAAGGUGAUUAAUCAAGCCAUCUCGUACUUCAGAGAAUUGUUUUUGUCUGGUUGGUGCCAACAACUGGACUGUGUUUUCUACACAUGGGCAUUUUGGAAUCCUUUUGGACGUGUGUGUUCCCCAGGCACUGUGGUUUUGGUAGAGUAGCUAUGGUUUGAAGGGUAAAACUAGUGCUUACUGAUGCAUGUUUGAAAUAGCUGGUAUCUAUUGUUUAGACAUUUCAAUCUUCAUUCUUUUAUUAGCCUUUUUCAGAUGUUUAGUUCUAUUUUUGUCAGUAACAGUCUAGAUAAACUUACUGCUGGUACAGUUGUACUCAAUAUUUUUUAUUCAAUAUUCAUUAUGGUAGCAGCCAGCAUCAAAGGAUGGCCUCCGGACAGGUCUUCCAUGUUAUUAACGGUUGGAUUUUUAUAUCUUAUUAAUCCACGGUACAGGAUGCUAUCACAUUUUGCAUGACUGAAAUAAGAUGAACACUAGCAGCUGUGGACAGGUCAGCCCCCUGAGAGUUCUCGAGCUCCCGGGGAAAAGAAGACAUGUGUCGAGACGUGUUCAUUUCUCCUUUUGUUCUGUAGACGUCUUUUAUCGACUUCUCUUAAUUUCGCAACAGUUGCCUGCAGCUGUGGAGACCUCUGACGUGUCUUUUUCUUUUCAACCUGUACCAAGGCGAAAUACAUUCCUCCUACAAGGAACCUAGUACAGGUGUUGCAUUUGUGUCUCAAUUACAGUAUAACUACUAACAACGAACAUAAGUGAUAUGUGGUAAGGAGGUGCUAGAAACUUGGAGAGGCACGGAUAUACGCACUGCCCAUUUUAAACGUAUCUUUCCCUUAAACCGUAUGUCCUGACAUUCCAUCAUCCCAGUUGACCCCAUUGGCCACAGCUAAAUUCAGCCAAUCACGUUAUGUUUGAAGAGAGUAACAGUAGCUGCUAGACAGCAAGUGUUUGCUUCACGUAAGAGCAUUGACAUACGCAGAAGUGAAAGUAAAAAAAUACUCCACAAAGAAAAACAGUUAAUUUUGUAUUUUUCUAUGUAUGUAGUUGACACAUGAAAAUGUUGUGUAUUGCAUAGUAGGCCAUGUUAAAUCUUCCUACUUCAGUAUGCAUGUAUACAGAGGGAAAGGGAAUUGUGUCCCUAGGUCAUUAUGUACACAUUUCACCAUGUUUUUGUUUUGUUUUAAACUAGACUCAUUUUCAGCUUUGGCACACAGUACCCUACACACUGUAGGAGAAUCACUUAAAGAAAAAAAAAACUUUUUAUAUAGGUAACUAUAAGACCAUCAUUACGCUGUGCGUAACGAAUGUACAGAGAACAGAAAAAUCGUAGUCAUAUUUUUUGAGGAACAAUUAAUUUGUUAAUGAUAUGUAGCUAUUUAAUUUUUCCCUGUCCUUUUAUUGUAAUCGUGCAUUAUUAUUAUUAUUUUUUGUUUUUCUGAAAAAAGUUGAUCUUUUUCGUUUGUAGAUUUGUCUGUAAAAGGUUAAGUGCAGGAACACAGUUUAUUCUAUGAGAACAGGGCGUGUAUUGCGCCACAGCCACUCCUGUAUUAGCGCUGAAGGCUACUGUGCAGUCUAAACAACAGCACCCUAUUCCCACCCCACCCCCAACACACACACACACCUCAGAACAAACAUGUCCAUCUUACGAGUGCACAAGCACAGAUGGGCCUCAUCCACUCAUAGCUGACUGUUUGGGAAUAAAAAUGCCUAUUGUCCUUACUUAAGCAGUAGAUCUGGAGCAGGUGAGGAGGGGGGAAAAACAAAGACAAAAUUACACAAAACUUUACACGUACAAUUUCUCACUUGGAAGCAGCAUGUUGUGUUCUUCCUCUGACAACUGAGUCUGUUUGUAAAUCUGUAUUAUAUCCUCAUUUUGUGGCCUUUUUACCUUCAAAUAAAAAAGGUUUUGGCAGGCCACCUUUUUGUACUUAAAGUAGCCUUGACGAACAAUAAAGUGCUCUUAAACCACAA
Messenger RNA from Sardina pilchardus (European sardine), 3982 nucleotides. It is a transcript of the gene vgll4b, whose product is annotated as vestigial-like family member 4b. The record is from RefSeq and is a predicted model, not a curated record. Bases 389 to 1258 code for a protein of 289 amino acids. Gene Ontology annotation, biological process: negative regulation of DNA-templated transcription. Gene Ontology annotation, molecular function: transcription coactivator binding. The transcript is spliced from 5 exons. Lineage: Eukaryota; Metazoa; Chordata; Actinopteri; Clupeiformes; Clupeidae.